This is a messenger RNA of Suillus paluster, 693 nucleotides long. RefSeq lists its product as uncharacterized. The transcript has 4 exons. Lineage: Eukaryota; Fungi; Basidiomycota; Agaricomycetes; Boletales; Suillaceae. Bases 1 to 693 code for a protein of 230 amino acids. The record is from RefSeq and is a predicted model, not a curated record.
AUGAGUGCCACACUGCUCGGCACCAUGGGGUCGAUAGGCAUCCCCUACCGUUUUGGGCAUAUCCGCAUCCAAACUGACGUUCAUCUUCUGAGCACCAUUGGUCUCAAACUUGGAGUGCCGGAUAUGUUGAUGGAAUACAAGGACCUGGAUGGUGAUUGUAUCCCACUGUGGGCCACUGAGAUCAGCGUCUCACAGAUGAAGAAAUCAGCAAUUAAGAGACUCGGCAGCUUCAUGGCGAAUCGCAAGGAUCUCCUCGCCAUCUCAUCAAUCAAUGUGAAAGAGUCAAAGAAGCAUGAGGGGCCCCGGUCAGGGUCAGAGGCGGUAGAGGUCUUAGAAGAACACCCAUCAGUCUUAACAUUCUCGCAGUGGCUGUCGCACACAGCCACCGAUGCUGAGGACCCUACUGUCAUGAAAAUGUUUCAUCACGUCUGGCAGCAUCCCAUUACCAUGACGAUCACAAUGUGGCUUCGCCACCCUGACGGCAGCUUCAAUAUUGAUGAGAAGGAUCCUGAUCUCUGCGCAACAGCAGACUUGUUUCCUGAGUGUGAUGGUGUUAGGUACCAUGCCGGCUCAAGAGGCAGAGGGGUCAGGGCUUGGCUUCAGCUCUUGCGCUGCGCCCUUAGCCAAACCACUUGGGUCCGCUUUGAGGGUCGGGGAAGCGGAAAGGCGGGGAGCGAUGCGGAUGGUGGAUAG